AUGCCAAAUGCGCGGGAGGACCCCACGUCGGGCGACCACGUGGUGGCGGUGAGCGCCGGUUCGAGCCACACCGUGGCCCUUCUCAACACCGGGCACACGCUCGCGUGGGGCAACGGCGAGGACGGGCAGCUCGGGAUGGGCGACCCGCAGCCGCGCUUAGUGCCCACGAUCGUGCCCGCGCUCACGGGGAAGGGAAUCACGGCGGUGUACAGCGGUGCGGAGCACACAGUGGCGCACUGCCCCGCCCAGAAGCUCGUGUACUCCUGGGGCUGGGGCGAUUUCGGGCGACUGGGCCACGGGCACUCGAACGACGUCUUCGUGCCGCUUCAGAUUUCGUCCCUUUCCGGCAUCGCUAUCAAGCGCGUUGCUUGCGGCGACAACCAUACCAUGGCGAUCACCGCGAACGGGACGCUCUUCGCGUUCGGGCGGAACCAGAACGGCCAGCUCGGCCUCGGGCACACGGAGGACGUCCUGACGCCGACGAUCGUCGAGAACCUGAAGGACACGCGCGUCGGGGACGUGUCCUGCGGGGCGGAGCACACCGUCGCGUGUAGCGGCGACGGGACCGCGAUCUACGCGUGGGGCUGGGGGCGGUACGGCAACCUCGGCAACGGCGACCGCGAGGACCGCCACGUCCCCACCAAGGCCGAGGGCCUGCCGGAGAACGUCACGGUGGAGUCGGUGGCGUGCGGGUGGCGGCAUUCCGUCGCAGUGUGCAAGGGCGGCGCGGUGUACACGUUCGGGUGGGCCAAGUACGGCCAGCUCGGCCACGGCGACCGCAUUGACUGCCUCCGACCCAAGCUGCUCGAGGCGAUCAAAAACGUCACCUUCGUGGCCGGCGGCUGGCGCCACACAGCGGCGCUGUGCGAGGACGGGCUGGUGUACACGUGGGGCUGGAACAAGUUCGGGCAGCUGGGGCUCGGCGACGACGAGGACCGCGACGUCCCGUGCCUGGUCGCGAUGUCGGAGCGCACCCCCGUGCUGUCAGUGAAGUGCGGGUGGCGGCACACAGUCGCGCUGACACGCUGCCACAAGGUCUUCUCGUGGGGCCGGGGCGUCGACGGGCAGCUCGGGCACGGCGCCACGGACGACGCGCUGCUCCCGCGCGAGCUCGAGGUGCUCUCCGCGCCCCGGCUCCGCGUACAGGACCUGCCUGCGGGCCCCGUAGCUGCGGUCGACCAGGAGGUGGACGCGAUGGACCAGGGGUACGCGGUGGUGCCGGAGGAUCCGUCGGCGAAGCGGCAGAAGGUGUAG
Messenger RNA from Pedinophyceae sp. YPF-701, 1254 nucleotides. The record is from the annotation of a GenBank genome assembly. NCBI's taxonomy places the organism in Eukaryota, Viridiplantae, Chlorophyta, Pedinophyceae.